CGUCAUUUAGGUGUACGAGACUAAAGGAGAACGUUGUCAGUAGUUUGUGUACGUAGGAGAUCGCGAUCAAUCUGCGCAUUGCCAUCUCAAACAUGGCAAGACGAGAUCACUUUCAUGUGCUGAUAGUUUGUUCUCAGCAAUCAGGGAUGCAAGCUGCAUGUCGUGUAUUUGAGCACCAGACAGACAGCAAGUUUGAACGAGUUCACACUGAUCUUCCCUACAGUCUGUGUUUAUGUCGUAAAUGGAAUGGGUUGCCUCUAACCAUAGCUAUGGUAGCUCAGGUUAAGUCUGGUGGUACUGAGACGAUGAAGCUUGUUGCUGACCUGGCAAAUUAUUUUACUGUUGGCAUGAUUGCAAUGACUGGCAUUUGUGCUGGAGAAGAAGACAAGUACAACGAAAUUGAAUAUGGGACUGUUGUGGUAGCCAACAGAACAACAACAGAGUCAGGUGGCUUGGAGAAGGCAGACUCAAAAUUUGAAUCUCAUGCUCGUUAUAAGGAAGUAGACAAACAGAUUUUACCAGCAAUAAAUGAAUUGGUUGCUGUAAAGGGGUCUCUCUCGAUGGAUUGUAUUCCUAGCCAAUCAUAUCGUCCCAGUCCACGAUAUGUGAAAGAGCUGCUGUUGAAGUCUGUUUUAGACAGUGGAGGCAUCAAAAUGGAGGAUCUAGUAGCAACUAUUGAAUCUAAACUUCCUGGCAUUGAAAUCCUUGCACUUAAUGAGGUUUUAGAUAAGAUUAUGAACGAUUCCAAACCUUGGAUUAGUACAGAAGACAAACUUUUGAAGGCAACAGAUGAAGGAAAGGUGUAUGCUAAUGACCAAUCUUCUUUUCCAUGUGGAGACCAUGAUGUCAUUGCUGCUGUUUCAGCAUCCAUUGGAUCUGUUUUGACUGAGGUGAAUAAUCUUGACAAGGAGAUGGAGACACUGAAACAACGUAUGGAAGAUCGUGACAUAAAGGCUAUUGAUAGAGAAGCUCAUUUCUUUAUGGAACAAGCGACAGACAGCUUCAGUCCCGGACUGCCGAUUGUGAUGAAAGGAAUAUCGGACUACGGCACUGAACCCAGCAAGCUCAGUUAUUACAGAGUGCAUGCUGCUUCUACAUCAGCAGCGUUUCUUAGACAUUUUGUUGCACAAAAGAAUUUCCUUAUCAGUAAGUAG
Corticium candelabrum is the source of this 1154-nucleotide messenger RNA. RefSeq lists its product as uncharacterized. NCBI's taxonomy places the organism in Eukaryota, Metazoa, Porifera, Homoscleromorpha, Homosclerophorida, Plakinidae. The transcript has 2 exons. Gene Ontology annotation, molecular function: catalytic activity. The coding region runs from base 93 to 1154 and encodes 353 amino acids. Gene Ontology annotation, biological process: nucleoside metabolic process. The record is from RefSeq and is a predicted model, not a curated record.